CUGAGAAUGUGUUUCUGUUUCGCACCUCAAUCCCUAGAUCACAUGAAUGCAACAUUCAGAAAGAAAGAUUGACCACAAGAGAGCUUUCAAUGCUGCCACCCCGUCCAGAACACUAGCCUUUCAGCUUGCUGCAGUGUUUACAGUUCAGCGUUAAAAAGGGUAGAAAACUGGGCAACAACAGCAGCAAAAACUGGAACCUGUUGUGCGGGUCACUGCCCUCGCCUCGUUUUCAUUUGAAACUGGAAUAAUUCCGCUUUUCAGCAUAACUUCCAGUGCAACUCCUGCACAGAUUGGGAAUCGGUGUCGGCACAAACUUAAUUGCCCGCAUUUCAAUCACCUCUACAGAAUUAAGAUUGCCUGAAGCCGGUGUGCCCUGGCAGCGGAAGACAAGAAGACCAGCAAUGUCUUACUAUUCCAGAGUAGUGUUUUCCACACUCCACGCAGGUGCUGUCGGCAGGUUCUCAAAAGUGAAGCCAACCCAAGUUUUGCAAAGUUUUCCUGCCACAUUGCACAAGCGAGAAUGCCCAAGGUUCAGUACAUCAGCAGCAGCAGCAGCCAAUGCUGAAAAGGCCCUGUCUUUUAACUAUGUGAUUGUGGGAGCUGGAUCCGCGGGGUGCGUGCUAGCUAAUCGGCUCUCUGAAAACCCUGAUGAUUCGGUGCUUCUCUUGGAGGCUGGACCAAAGGACAUGCUCUUCAACAGCAAGCGCUUGUCAUGGAAGAUCCAUAUGCCUGCUGCUUUGAUCUAUAACCUCUGCAAUGACAAGUAUAACUGGUACUAUCAUACCACGGCACAGAAGCACAUGAAUAAACGGGUUAUGUACUGGCCCAGAGGGAGGGUAUGGGGUGGAUCGUCCUCCCUCAAUGCCAUGGUGUACAUCAGAGGACAUGCAGAAGACUAUAACCGUUGGCACAACGAGGGGGCCACUGGAUGGGACUAUGAGCAUUGCCUUCCCUACUUCAAGAAGGCCCAGGCUCAUGAGCUGGGUCCAAACCAGUACCGAGGGGGCAGUGGGCCGUUACACGUGUCACGAGGCAAGACGGAUCAUCCACUACACCACGCGUUCAUAGAGGCGGGCCAGCAGGCUGGAUAUCCAUUCACAGAUGACAUGAACGGGUUUCAACAGGAAGGGUUCGGCUGGAUGGACAUCACUGUUCAUAAAGGUCAAAGAUGGAGCUCAGCUAGUGCCUACCUACGUCCAGCUCUCACACGGCCGAACUUAAAAACUGCCGUGAAAACCCUCACAACAAGAAUUCUGUUUGAGGGAACGAAAGCUGUGGGAGUCGAGUACAUGCAGAAGGGACAAAAGAAGAAGGUUUAUGCCAACAAGGAGGUCAUUGUGAGUGGAGGUUCGAUCAACUCACCACAGCUUCUCAUGCUGUCCGGAAUUGGAAAUGCAGAUGACCUUAAAAACCUGGAAAUCCCUGUUGUGUCUCAUCUUCCAGGGGUUGGACAGAACCUUCAGGAUCAUCUGGAGCUGUACGUGCAGCAGCAGUGUACUCAACCCAUUACUCUCUACCGGGCUCAGCAACCCUUCCUAAUGGUUAAGAUUGGCCUGGAGUGGCUUGGGAGAUUUACAGGAUAUGGUGCAACCUCCCAUUUAGAGUCUGGAGGAUUCAUCAAAGGACACCCGGGCGUGACUCAUCCUGAUAUCCAGUUUCACUUCCUCCCAUCCCAAGUUAUAGAUCACGGACGAGUGAAUCCGAAAAUAGAGGCGUAUCAAGUUCAUGUUGGGCCAAUGAGAAGCGCAAGCAGAGGCUGGCUUAAGCUGAAGAGUGCCAAUCCACAAGACCACCCGAUUAUUGAGCCGAACUACCUGUCAACGGAUAUUGAUGUCUGGGAGUUCAGACAGUGUGUCAAACUUUCGAGGGAAAUUUUUGCCCAAAAAGCCUUCGACAAAUUCCGUGGCCAAGAAGUUCAGCCAGGCGUCAAUGUCCAGACAGACAAGGAAAUCGAUGCCUUCGUUAGAGAGAAGGCCGACAGUGCCUACCACCCCUCCUGUACCUGCAAAAUGGGGCAGCCCUCCGACCCCAUGGCUGUGGUGGACCCCGAAGCCAGGGUGAUGGGGGUGGAGAACCUACGAGUGGUGGAUGCGUCCAUCAUGCCAAGUGUGGUUAGCGGGAACCUUAACGCACCAACCAUCAUGAUCGCUGAGAAAGCUGCCGACGCCAUCAAGGGCCUUCCAUCCCUCCAUGAGAAGAACGUACCUGUUUACAGAGCUAAAACCCAGCAGUGAAUGGGUGGAGAAAAUACAACCAACACGAGUGAUUACAGACAGUUGGUACCCAGCUGGUGAGGUGCCAUUCUGCCUUACUCAUCUCCAGUUUGAAUGGCUUGACCAUCAACAAACAGGUGUUUAAACCUGGAGAGGUGCUUUUUUAUUUUUUAUUUUUUUUUAAAGUACAGAUUAAUGACAGAUCAUUUUAAAAGCAGUAAUAAUGUUUUUUAAAACAUUUCCUUGCAUUGUUUCCUAGCCUAUUUUAAACUGACACUUUUUAAAAUCUUUUUUACAUGUCUUAAAUUCCGUUGUGAAUGGUAAAUUAAUCAGCGUGCAGAAACCCUUUUUUUUUAUACAAAGCAAGAUUAAGCAGAAUAAUAAAGGUCUUUAUUAUUGAAAUUCCAGGAGCACAGAAAAGGGGUUAAUGCUCUACUUUUGUGAGCCGUAUUAAUAAUGAAUUAUUGAUUAGAUUAACUGAAUGUGACCUAUUACAGUUUAUACUUAAUCUUCUAUUAAUCAUGUCCCGCUUUUUCAAAUGAUAGUGUUAGUGUACCAUUACAUUCAGUUUAAUCAACAGGUAAUAAUUGAGGCUUGCAGUUUCAGUUUAAACCAAACAGAAAGAAUAUAAUGUUCCUGUCUCACUUGAGCACUGCACACUCUUUCCUGAUUAAUACACUCUUCAAAGCUGGUUUGCUUCCUUGUCCACUCAAUAUUCCAGAAAAACCUAGUUAAUUCAAGGCCGUUUGUCUCUUCAUAUUUUUGCGCUACAGUGUAUGUAGUCUAAUCUAAAGAAUAUGUAGCAUUACUGACUAUCGUAUAUCCGGUGUCAUGUUGAAUUUAAAAAUCCAGUUGUGUUUAUUGGAAUUAUUAGGAUGUCAUCUCACAGUUUGAUCCAGGACAGAAUUAAAAUAAAUACUUUACAGAUCAUUAAUGAUACAAAAUCAAGAAACACCAGGUACUAUACAGUACAUGCUGCUACUGUAGUGUUGUACAAGAAAUAAAGGGGGAAACUUGAAUACAAACUUCAAAGAACACAAGUAGUAUUUUCAACCAUGUACAUUACCACAGAUUAUUGUUUUCUCCUUAAUAUUAGUUUUAACAUUUUUUAUCCAUAUAAUAUUUAAAUACAUAUUUAAUUCAAAACUGCUAUUAAAAAUGAUUAAAUUGCUGUGUUUUUGUAAACUCUAAUACAUUACUUUUCAAGAUUUUUUGUUUGUUUGUUUUAUUCCUUUACUUGCAAACUGGUUUAAUUAGAGAAAUAAACUGCAGUGCUUGGUGAGUUUAUUACAUACCCAAGCAUCAUAAGGUGGCAUUAAAAUACAAAUAUAGAUCUCACUAUACCAUACAUACAGUCACAGGAAAGUACAAAUUAGCUCACCUUAUUACACAAAGAUUGGAAUUUCAUAUAAAAGAACAAACAGCACUAUACAUUUACUUAUGCAAUAACAGACCGCUAUGUGCUAAUAUUUAAAUACCAUUGGUAUAGAAUUAAAACAAUUCAGUUUUCAGGAAUCCCUGACAUGAGGUAAAAGUAACUUGGUUUAGUCUUUAGUUAUCAACACAAUUUACAAGAACUGUUCAAAAAGAAUGCAUAUUAGAUUAGAUGAUACCAGUAAUUGCUACGUACAGUACAAUGUGUGUUUGAAACGGUUCUUCAUAUGAUAAAUUACAGUCUCGAAUUUACAAAAGACCAGAACACAUUUUCACAUGAACAGUUCAAGAGCCCUUUCUGUAUGCACAUCCAUUGCUAAAUACUUUUAAGGUAUUUCUCUAUACUGGUCAGGAAUUUGAAAGUGUAGUUUAUUUCAAGGUAAUCAAAUAUUCAUUUUUUUUCUGUGUUAUUUUUUUUAUGACUAAAAACUUUUCAUGUCAUUUUUUUUCAGAUUGUCAAUAAACAUGGUUCGAGUCCAGAAGGGAACUUGUGUAAAAUGCCAUAUUUGAAACAGUUAUUUAAAACACUUGAUAUGUUUCUGCAAUCUCGUCCAGUGGUACUAUUAAGAACAUUGUAACAUGGAGAUAUGGGGGUGCUAUUGUUUUACCGCUUGUUAUCAUCUCACAUUUUACAGGGUUUGAAAAAUUUGAUCUCAAAAUACCAUACUGUGGUAUGCUGUUGCCCAAAUAUAUGAAUAAAUCCAGCUAAUGAAUCCAAUACAAAUGAGACAUUUUACUGAAACUGCAGUUUAAAAACCUACUGACAGGAAGGGACUGUGUGUGCCGGGAUGCAAUGCUAACUUAAUGUCAUCCUAUAAGAUGCAGCAGUGUUGUGCUGUAGCAAUGCUUUUUCAAGACUGACGAACAGAACACUGACUUUUUAUUUUAGAUCAGACAAUGGCUAGAACAAUCAAAAACAGGAACAUUCAGAUAUCCUGAAGCCACUGGCCAAGCACCAAUAGAAGGGCUGGUAAACAAGUACAAGUCUUUACGCAGAGGUCCACAAUGAAGAUAAGGAAGGUGUCAUUUGCAUAAUCAUGACCCCAAAUCAACUGUACAGUGCACUGUACAUAAUGCCAUUUAAUUUUAUAACUUGGAUCAGUUUGGCUCUAUAAGUAUCCAUUUUAAAGUAUCAGGGUUUUUAUCAACUAUUUAUUUGCAAAGGCAAUUUGAAAUGGACCCUUGAAAGCACUGCUACAUGACAGUUAUAAAAAGUAAAGCAGAGAAUUGUGAUUACUUUUAAGGUAUUUCUGUCAAACAUUUCAAUCCCUGUAAACAACGUUACGUUUGCUUCAUUUUAUCUGUCGGAUCAGGCAGCCUCAUUAAUACACCAGAUUGGUUGAGACUUUAACCAAUUGGUGUAAUUGUUUUGCACAGGAUAUGCAAAAAAUGGCCACAAGCAUACAUAGCAUUGCAACUUUUCAAGUGUGUUAAAGCAAAUGCCAUUUUGGCUUUUAAAAUCAGCAUCAUUUUGCUUUUGCUUUACUGUAUAGUGAGAUAAACAUUACAGUGAAAGGAAAUGUUAUUUCCGUUUUCAAAAAACACAAUCAUUAUCGUUUUACUUUGUUUUAUUUUUUGAGAACAUUAGGACGUUGCUAAAAGAACAAGCUAUUUCGAUUGCUGAAAACACAUUUUUGCAUAUCCUGUGUAAACAUAUAUUCACAUUGACUUAAAACGUAUUCUUAAAAAGAAAGGAUGCAUCUUAGCAAAAAGAAAAGGCUGUUAUACUAUAGUAGUCUAUGUCCCUAAUAAAAUAACAUCAAUCUAUUUGAUAAGAAUGAUAAUAAUUAAGAACCAUAUUGCUGCUUUUUGUGUUUUUCGAAUACAGUACCA
Molecule: messenger RNA, 5480 nt
Organism: Polyodon spathula (Mississippi paddlefish)
Lineage: Eukaryota; Metazoa; Chordata; Actinopteri; Acipenseriformes; Polyodontidae
Product: choline dehydrogenase, mitochondrial-like
Exons: 8
Coding region: 402-2234 (610 amino acids)
Cellular component (GO): mitochondrial inner membrane
Molecular function (GO): choline dehydrogenase activity; flavin adenine dinucleotide binding
Source: RefSeq, a predicted model, not a curated record